Molecule: messenger RNA, 1651 nt
Organism: Lutzomyia longipalpis
Lineage: Eukaryota; Metazoa; Arthropoda; Insecta; Diptera; Psychodidae
Product: protein FAM98B
Exons: 4
Coding region: 86-1522 (478 amino acids)
Cellular component (GO): tRNA-splicing ligase complex
Source: RefSeq, a predicted model, not a curated record
AGUGAUAUGUACAUAUAUGUAGCAACCGCCUGUCAUUUCUCAUCUCGCGCAACCUCUGGAUUUUCAUCAAUUUUCCUGCUGAAAUAUGGAUGCUGAUUUUGCGGAAGCACUCCAGGUUGUUGGAUACACCGGAAACAGCAGUGCGGUGUUCCAGGAAAAGAACCUAAAUGCGGAGGCGCGGGCUGUUCUUGUGUGGCUCACGAAUGAAAUUCGUGUUUUGGGGAACAUCGAUGAACAGCUGGUCGAUGAUGGGGAUUUGGAUUCAUUCCGGAUGACACUUUCGAGUUUCCUCAAGGAGAUGAAGUGCCCUUUCAGUAGCCUCACGGAUGGCAUGAAUAAGAAUCGUUUUGACUCAAUGGAAUCUCUAAGUUUGCUUUUCAACUUCCUAAUCAACGAAUUAAUGGCAAUGAAGAUGGUCAAGGCAAAUCGGCCGAAAGAUACAAGCAAUGUGAUAACUCUCGAGGAAUCUCCCACAGCAGCAGCCCUGAAGGAACUUGCAAUGGGUUUGAGUAUGGGGAAGCCACCAGAGAAUUUCCCAUGCAAGGCUCUCUUCGAUAAGAUCGAUUCCCGGCUGGCCGAGGUGAUGCAGAAAGCCGGCGCAAAGCGCAUUGGGAAGCCUCUCUUUAAUCCCAGCAAAACUCUCACGGGAGAGCAGUGGCAGAAAUUGGUGAAACUCCAGCAGGAACUUGACUUAGAGUAUGACUUGAGGCGAAAGAUGCUCCUUACGCGACUUGACGUGACUGUUCAGUCGUUCCAGUGGUCAGAUCGCCUCAAGAGCAAAGGUGAUGAGAUCUACCAACGCUACAAUCUCAAGCGACAACAUCUCGAUACCCUCCAGACUGGGGGGAAGAAUACCACUAUAUCGGCACUCCUAGCAGCUCGCGAUCGUCUUGUUAUUAUUGAGAAAACCAGCAGUGCUGCUGUACGGAGGAAUACCCAGAGUAAGAUUCAGCGGCAUAUUAUUGGGCAGGUACCAGAUCGAGGUGGAAGGGCAUGGGAACAUGCUCCACCACCACCGGAAAUGCCUUCGUGGCAGAAAAAUCGAUCCACCGGUGGACCUGGUGGUGGUCGUGGUGGUGGAAGGGGAGGUGGGAGUGGGGGCAGAGGUGGCUUCCAGCAGAAUCAGGGCUACUCGAAUUAUCAGCAAUCGCAACAGCAAUACUCAAAUUAUCAGUCUCAGGGCAACCAGUACUACGAUAAUCGCUCCGACGGUGGCCAGCAUCGUGGCGGAAAUCAAGGUAGUCGCGUUCAAGGCGGCUGGUCUCAGAAAGGUUCUGAUAACUAUCGCCGUGAUAAUCGCGAUAGCUACAGCAAUCGCAACCAGCAGGACUACCAGGAUCAAGGCUAUAGAGGUCACGGGGGUCACAACAAUCAAGGGAACUAUAACCAGAAUCAGGGGGGGAACUACAACCAGUGGGGCGGCCAUAAUCAAGGAGGCCAUAAUAAUCAAGGUGGCGGCUACAACCAAGGAGGAGGCUACAAUCAAGGACGUUCCUCCAACUAUCGUGGCGGUCGUCGUUAAGUGCUUUCCAAGAAAAUUCUCAUAUAUCCAGAAAAAUCUCCUUAUGCAUCAGCUCUAAAAUCUCAAUUUUAUUUUAAUUUAUUUCCAUUUUGCUGUGUGUCCUUCACACUAAAUUCUUUUUUGCAUAAA